GUGUGUGUGUGUGUGUGUGUGAGAGAGAGUAUUUGUGUGUGUGUGUGUGUGUGUGUGUGUGUGUGUGUGUGUGUGUGUGUGUGUGUGUGUGUGUAUGCACUGAUUCUCCAGCUGGUGGCGCUGUUGUGUUAAAAAUAUUCUUAAAAGAGGUCAGAGAUUUAUUUGGAUCAGGUUUAAUCAUAGUUAUAUAAAAAUGAAAUCAGAAAAAUGUAGGCAAUAUGAAAUAUGCAUUCAUUAUAUUAUUAUUAUAUUCAUAUUUUAUUAAUUUAAUUGACAUUUUUAUUAAAAAAAAAAAAAAAUCAACUAGUUUCCAGGAAAGCUUUUUCCUUCUCAGUAGGAUGAACUAGAAGAAUAAAAACUACAAGUGAAAUAAAGUUGUAAAGAGGAAGUGUCUCUGUUUAUUACUGACUGAAGAUGAAGAUGAUCUGAAGAUGACUCAGAACUUCACUCCUUUAACAGUCUGUGUGACGCUGAACAUUCAUACUCAGAAAACAUGCUGAAAAAUUAUUAAUAUUAUUUAAUAUGUAUAUAUAUAUAUAUAUAUAUAUAUAUAUAUAAAUAUAUGUAUGUGUGUGUGUAUAAAAUAUAACUGUGUGUUAUAAAGUAAUAUUUUAAAAUGAUGUCAUAUGUUUUCAGAGCUAUUGGUUUGUUUUUAAAAUGCUUUUAAGUGUUAUAAUUUAAUUCUUAUUUUUUUAAAACAGCAAUAACACCAAAAACGAGCCUCAUUCAAGCGGAUCUGCAGAUAUUAAAGUGAUCUAAAUAUAUUCCUGUCCCACUUCAAACUGCAUUAUUUAGUCCAAUUAAAAUGUGUGUAUGAAUGCGGACAACAAUAAUGAUGUAAUGGCUUUGCAAUGCGAACGAGAUAAAUACACUAAUAUCGUAGCCUGCUAUAUUUGUGUUAUGUUCAUGGAUCAAGCUUGAAACGAGGCACGCAGAUGAAUGAAAAACAUAACGGAGUUGGUCUGUUUCGUCUCUCCAUCCACAAAGGCCCGGACAUGAAUGGACUUCAAGGUUAGUGCGUGAUUUCAUCAGACGAUCAAAACGUCUUCUUUUGUGUUUGGAUUCGGAGCACCACGAAGAGCGCUUGGGCCGAACGACUAAACCUGAAAGAUUCCUUUAAAGCGACAGCUCGCCAAAAAUGGAUGGGUGCCGUCGGAAUGAGCGUCCGAUGAAAAGCUCAGAACAGUCCAUCGGUGAACAUCCGGAGGAGAUCAAACGAGUCCACGAGCUCAGAAUCCGUAAUGGCUCUUCCUGUUUCCUGUUUUAGAUCAGUGCAGAUUUCUCUCCUGAUUCAGACCAGAACACGUUUUCCGUUAUUACAGAUUACGGAUAUAUUUCAGACAUCAAAAGCAUCCCUUUUGUGAGCUUUUUAUCAGCCGUGUGGACUCUGAUUCUGACGGCACCCAUUCACAUCCGAGCGCUCCUCCUGGUCUGGGACGUCCCGAGGCUGAGUGAGUGUUUGCGCUGUUCCUUUAAGAGCGGCGGCCGUAGAUGUCUCACAUAUCCCGAGUUCAGAGCGUCUGUGUGGGUUUAUAUAUAGAAUAACACUGGUUUCUUCUCGCAGGUGGCGUCUGCUUCGUAUCUGCUCUGACGCUCCCACGCCGGGAGGCAGCUGACCCCAUCUUCUCAUUCUGGUUUCUGGUUCCAGAUUCCGCUGAAACACCGGGUCUGGAUCUGGAAGGAAAGUGAUCUGAUGAUCGUGAGUCAGACGCUCCAAAAUAGAGUCAGAAAUACUCCAUGCACGCCUGAGGAGGAACCACAGACGAGCAGAACUCAACAUCAACCUCCUGCUGCCGGAUCCAUCGAUCUACAAAGACACGAAACACACUCGCGUCUGGCCUUGCUGAGCAGAGGACCCCGACCUUUGACCCCGAGCGUCGGUCUGAUCAUGAGCGCCUCCGCCGGACAUCUGAACACUUCGGCCGUGUUUUCUCCGGUGGGCGUGGCCCGUGUGUGUCAGCUGACUCUAGGCUGCGCAGUCGUCUCAUUAGUGGUCCACGGAGCCGGUUACAGCGCCCCCUAUGGGCUCUUCUGCAUGUCGGCCUGGACGAGCUGCUUCGCGGUCAGCGUGGUCAUUCUGGUUCUGGACGUGACCCGUCUCCAGGCGAGUCUCCCUCUGUCCUGGGAGAACCUGACGGUGGCGUUGGCGUCUCUCGCCACGCUGCUGUCGCUCACGGCGUCGGUCGCAUAUCCAGUGUUCUUCGUGCGCGCCGACGACUGUCCAUACAACGACUGCGAGGUCAGAAACCUGCGGAUAGCGGUCAGCGUGUGCUCGGGGGCGGCGUGCGUGUCGUACGGGGCCGAGGUGUUCCUGUCGCGAGCCGGACCGGGGCGCAGGGGGAGCUACAUGGCGACGGCGCCCGGCGUCCUGAAGGUGGCGCAGAUCUUCGUAGGAUGCCUGAUUUUCGCGCUGCUUGCCGCCGGGACUGAUUUCUCGCGGCAGGCGGCGACGCUGUACUGCGUGGCGGUGUUCGGCGCGUGCCUGGCCGGGUCCGUCCUGCUGGUGGCGCUGGUGGUGUCGGGCCGGAGCGCGGCGCUGCGGAUCGCGCGGAUGUCGUUCGAGCGGCUCGCUGUGAUCCAGACGUUCGUGGCGGUGCUGCUGUACGUCAGCUCCUCCGUGCUCUGGCCCGUCUUCUGCUUCGACAGGAAGUACGGCGCUCCGCUGCGGCCGCAGGGCUGCCCGAGGGGCAAGUGCUCAUGGGACGUGAAGCUCGCGGUCGCUGCGAUGAGCUUCUUAAACCUCACGCUUUACAUCGCCGACCUCGUCUGCUCCCACAGGAGCCGCCCGGCGGAGCAGCGGAGCCGAUUCUGAACUUAAAAUACAAUCUGAUGUGCAACAGAAGUGUCGUUUAUUUUUUUGGUAUUAAUAUUUUUAAUUGCUUUGAUUUUACGUUUUUUAUUUUCACUUUACAAGUUUUUGUGAUUUUGUUUGUUAAAUGUUUUAUUUUAACAUUGCUUGAUUUAAAUGUAACAUUUUUGUUCGUUUGUAGUUUAUUUCACUUAUUUAUGGACUUUAUGUACAUUUUAUCUAGUUGCCAAAGCAAUAUUUCCCAUUUUU
Messenger RNA from Puntigrus tetrazona (Sumatra barb), 3058 nucleotides. Its product is annotated as myeloid-associated differentiation marker-like protein 2. The transcript is spliced from 3 exons. The coding region runs from base 1694 to 2812 and encodes 372 amino acids. The record is from RefSeq and is a predicted model, not a curated record. Gene Ontology annotation, cellular component: membrane. Lineage: Eukaryota; Metazoa; Chordata; Actinopteri; Cypriniformes; Cyprinidae.